This is a messenger RNA of Daucus carota subsp. sativus, 1157 nucleotides long. RefSeq names its product salutaridine reductase-like. The transcript has 5 exons. The coding region runs from base 117 to 1037 and encodes 306 amino acids. The record is from RefSeq and is a predicted model, not a curated record. Gene Ontology annotation, cellular component: membrane. Lineage: Eukaryota; Viridiplantae; Streptophyta; Magnoliopsida; Apiales; Apiaceae.
UAUAGUAAUAUAUAUAAUCUUAAAAGUCACAACUCACAAGAAAUAAACAUAUUAUAAUCAUUUGCUCAAAGUACAAAAAUAAGAUCAGGUCAAACUAUUUUCAGGUGAACAAAGCUAUGACAGACAGAAGCAAUUUGAUGAAGAAAAGGUGUGCUCUGGUGACAGGAGGGAACAAAGGUAUUGGGCUUGAGACAUGCAGAAAACUAGCAGCAACUGGAAUAACAGUUAUUUUAACUGCAAGAAAUGAGAUUAAUGGUACAGAAGCUGUGGAAAAACUCAAACUUUCUGGUCUUUCUGAUGUGGUUUUCCAUCAACUAGAUAUAUCAGAUCAAGCAAGUAUUUCAGCAGUUGCAAAAUUUGUCGAAACCAAUUUUGGAAAACUUGACAUUCUGGUGAACAAUGCAGCAGCUCCGGGAAUAGUUAUAGCCAAGCCUGAUGAACUAAGAUCGUUUAAAGAUGGAGCAGCCUUUGGGGAGGUGGCUGAUAAGUAUGCCGAUUUGUUGGAAGGAAUACUCGUGCAGGACUAUAAGUUAGCAGAAGAUUGUCUCCGUACAAACUACUAUGGAGUAAAAGCUCUUAUUGCUGAGCUGCUUCCGCUGCUGCAGCUCUCCAGUUCUGCCAGAAUAGUGAACGUCACAUCCAAUUAUGGCGAACUUCAUUUUAUUCCCAAUGAGGAGGUGAAAGAAGAGCUGGGAAAUGUGGAGCAUUUAACCGAAGAAAAAAUUGAUGGCAUCGUGAAGUGGUUUUUGAAGGAUUUCAAGGACAAUAAGUUGAAGGCUAAUGGCUGGCCUAUUACGGUGUCGGCUUAUAAAAUAUCAAAAGCAGCCAUUGCUGCUUACACAAGAUUUUUGGCAAAAACAUAUCCUCAUAUGAUAAUCAAUUGUGUGCAUCCGGGGUAUGUGCAGACGGAUAUCACAAGUAAAACAGGACCCUUAACACCUGAGGAAGGCGCCAGAGCUCCGACAAUGGUAGCAUUGUUGCCUGAUGAUGGUCCAUCUGGUCUCUACUUUUAUGAGAUGCAACCUUCAGCUUUUUAGCAUCCAAAUUAUGUUCUCUUUUACCUCAGAGAAUUGAAUGUCUCUCUGGCCGUGAUGCCAAAUAGAUUCUGCAAUGUUGUAAAAACAUUUAUUUGAUUUUUAUCAUUACUUUCAGGUUCA